Molecule: messenger RNA, 2372 nt
Organism: Sardina pilchardus (European sardine)
Lineage: Eukaryota; Metazoa; Chordata; Actinopteri; Clupeiformes; Clupeidae
Exons: 7
Coding region: 129-2315 (728 amino acids)
Source: RefSeq, a predicted model, not a curated record
UUCUAGCCUGUUAUCACGGGUAAUUUAUUUCUAUUAUACAUUUUACUUGAGAAAAAAAACGAAUUUUGCAUGAUUUCGAUUCAUUAGAUUAGAUAGUGUGUUGAAGCAUAAUUUACGGAACUAUUUUGAUGGACUCAUUUAACCAGAAUGCACUGCGCGUAUCUGAGUCAUUAGCUCCACCCACUAGACCACCUAACGACGCAGCCUUCACCUUCUUUUGCCGCCCUCAACCUGCUUUCAAAUCUGCUCUCAAACUUGCUGUCAAAUUUGCUGUCAAAUCUCAGCCUUCGCCUUCUUUUGCCGCUCUCUCUCUCAAAAAAAUGACGAGAAUCUGUGCCAUAUGUGGAUGUAAGGACAACAAAUUCAGGCCACCGGGAGUUAGUUUUUACAGUUUACCUCGCGACCCUCAACUCUGCACCCAGUGGCUAACGGCAAUACAUUUUCCCAUCGACACACCGCCAUCAGAGUACGCAAAAUUUAGAAUAUGCAGCCAACAUUUUCGUACGGAGGAUUUCGAGUAUUGUUUUUCAGCCCAGUUUUUGGGAAGUGCCUUGUCACAGGCCAAAAAAUUGAAGCCAGGUGCGUUACCAAGGAGCAGCUCAACCUUGACUGGGUCUCCAUCCACCUUCGACAUCGCUUCGGAAAGUCUACGCGAGGAGCCGGCCACCUCCACGCCUCAGCAGAGAACCACUGGACCUUCAAAAAACCCAGCAGUGUUACUUGAAAUAGAUAUGGAUACCAGCUUUUCCAGCAUCGAGACUUUAGAAGCCACGCAAACUACCUACAAGCCAGACACCGACUGUACCUCUUCCGCCAGCAGUGUCACAGACGAGGACACAGCACAGAUGAGCUGGCAGGAGAAAAAGGUUUUGGUCUCGGAGUCUAAAGUACUCGAACUUUUCAAGUUCUGUCAAACCUGUGGCACCUACAUGGAAAAAAAAGAGGUGUUCUAUGUUGGUUCCCAGAUGAGGGUCAAGUGGGAGUGUGCGGAAGGUCACAGUGGAACUUGGACAUCAUGUCCCUCUGAACGUGGAAUGCCACAGUCAAACCUCCUCCUUGCUGCUGCCAUACUUUUUACUGGAAGCACAUUUACCAAGUUGGAAGAGAUGGCCAAACUCAUCAAUCUUCAGUUCUUUAGCAACAGCACAUUCUACGACAUACAAAACUCCUACUUGCAUCCAGUGAUUCAGGCUGAAUUUGAACUACAGAAAAGCAUUGUAAUGGCCAAGUUGCUCAUGGAGCAGCAAGAUGGAAAAAUGCCACACCUUUGUUCUGAUGGCCGCUCAGACAGCCCUGGGUUCAAUGCAAAAUUCACGACAUACACUUUCAUGGCUGACCCCAGCAGGGAAAUUGUCCAUUCAGAGUUGGUCCAGGUGACCGAGACCACAAGUUCUGGGGCUAUGGAGACUGUUGCCCUCAGGCGCGGAUUGGACCAUUUGCUUGACAGUGGCCUACAUUUGGAGGUCUUGGCGACUGAUCGUUCCACGAGUGUCAAGAAAAUAAUGCGCGAGGAAUAUGAAGAGAUUGAUCAUCAAUUUGAUAUUUGGCACACUGCGAAGAAUAUCCAAAGCAAAUUGAUAUCGAAGUCCAAGAAGAGGAGAUGUGCAGCAUUGAAACCUUGGAUCCGCUCAAUCCGGAACCAUCUCUGGUACUCUACUGCCAGAGCAGGAGGAAAUGUUGAGAAAUUGAAGUCGACGUGGAAUUCAAUUCUGCACCACAUAAUCGAUGAACAUACAUGGACUGAAGGUGGGACUGAGCAUAGCUGUCAACACCCACCUCUAACCGAUGAAGACCGGGAGAAAAAAAUGUGGCUGUGUAAGGACAGUGAGGCAUAUCAGGAGCUGGCUAGCAUAGUCCUCAACACAACACUCCAGAAGGAUCUAGGAAACAUGGGGCGUUUCAAACACACAGGUGCCUUGGAAGUAUUUCACAGUUCCCUCUUGAAGUACGCUCCAAAGAGACAGUGCUUUUCCUAUCAGAGUAUGAAGCAGAGAACAAACUUGGCCAUCAUGCAUCACAAUGAGAACCUGACUCAGAAACCAAAGCUGGACUCAGAAGGAAAACCUGUGAUCAUUCAAGAAUGGAGCAAGCGUUCAAAAGAAUGGGUCACAAGACAGAGGUAUCAGCAAAACACGGUCAACUUCAGAACCAGGUUGAUGCAGUUGCUGUUGGAGAGGCGGAAUGAUCCUACUGUCAUCUUCAGGGACACAUCGUCAACUCUUCUUAGACCUGACCUGCCUGCUAACAUAGGAACACUCCCCAAACCAUCCAAAGAUGAUGCUGCCCGGAAACACAAGAGUCGUUUUGCUAAAUGAGUGACUCAUUAACCACCAGUGUCAGUGACUAUAUUGCAAGCCUCUUGUAAAUAAAAG